AUAAAAAAAAUCUUUUUAUGUAUUGUUUAAUUUGCGUUUGCUUUUUUCUAUUUUGUUGAUUAGAUUUCAAAAGUAGGAUCGUGAUGUACAAUUUUCAAUAUAUUUUUUUUUCAUAGAAAAAAAAAGGUUAUUGUUUGAUACUGUGGUAGAGCUUUGGAAAAUAUCUCUGUAAAUAAUUGUUCAAAAAGUCUUGUUCUGCUUAAUGUUGUUCAGGUUUUGCUAGCAACAAGCACUGUAGAACAAAAAGACUAAAUGAUAGAAAAAAAAAAUUAUUGGGAGGACUAGUUUAGUGAAAUUAUGAAAGCAUCAAAACUUCAAUGCCAUCGAUUAUGGAGUAUGCCAUAUUUCUGCUGUGUUUUUGGCUGGUUUUGUUUGAGUUUAGUUGUAUUAUAAUUGCAAUUUUUCUCAUGCUUAAAUACAAGACAAACAUUUGCUCUUUGAGGUGUAGUGGCUAUUAAACUUUCUUAUUAAUGUUGCAGCUGGUUGUUAAUUUUAACAAUGUUUAUAUUUUAUUAAAAUACCUUCUUUCCAUUGGUUUUGCAUGGUCUUUUUCUGAUCUAUCAUAAAUAAUGCUACUUUAGUAGACUAUGGGUGUGCUCUUUUAAGUUAAAUCAGUAACUUAAAGAAUCUAGAAACCCUAAAAUAUUUGAAUGGAUCUACAUGAUCAAGAUAUCCCCUGAAAUGAUCUGUUUUCUUCGUUUCUGUGCAUGACAUAUAUUGAUGAAUGUGAAUGAGGCUUAGGCUAAUACAAAGUUAUUCAAAUGCAUGCAUAAAGUUAUAAAGAAUUGAACUAGCCUAUUGCAGCUCAUUUCUAUGACCUAAAUAUCUUGAAUUUUGAGCAAGAAUAAGACAUUUCAAACCAGGUUAUACUCUAUAGAAGCACAUGUCAGUCUUUCUUUUAAUCCAUUUUGGCAAAGUUUAAAGUAAUCCGGGUCUAGUUUUCAUGAUUGACCUUGGUGAUAAUAAUUAAUCAGUAGUUAUACAAUGAAACUACAGUAAAUGUUCUAUAUGAGCUCAUGUAGUGAAAUAUGAAUUCUUGUCUUUGUAAUUUGUUAUUCCUACAUGUAUCUUUCCUGGCCCUGCUAUGGUGGUAAUGGACUUGAUUAAUUCUAGUAAAUUGCUUCUCUUGCGUUCACAUUCUCAUAAGUGAGAUAUAUAUCUUCUAAAAAAAGAGAGAGAGAGAAAAGAUAGACGAAGAAGCUAAGAAACUAAAUUUAUAUUUUUCUUUUCUUUUCAGAUUUUAGCCAUAGGACAAUGAGUGGACCAUCUCAAGUGACAAGCUAAACUCACAAGGCCUUUUGUACCCAAUGGAAAAAUAUGCAUAUUUAAUUUACUUUUGAUAUGAGUAAUAAUCAGGCGCAUCAUAUAGAAAAUCUUUGAAAUAUGCUAAUAGGAGUAUGCUAUUUUUGUUCUGCACUUCCUUUUAUUUAUUUAUAUAUAUUUUUUUAUAUAGUGUUCUAGAUUUAAUGUUGUAUUUCUCACUGGAGACAUUUAUUUUUCUUGUCUUAAAUGAUGGACUAUAAUAUGUGAACUAUUGGACUUAAGCCUUAAAGCUUGUGAUUAUGGUGCUUGCUUAAGAUUGUAUGUAAAAGAAAUUUUGAUAGGGGGAAAUGAAACAAUCCUAGUUUAAGUGAGAUAUCAAAAUUUUAGUAGAACUUUAAAGACUUUUAGAUGUUAUACGGAUGUUAUAUGGAUAAUUCAAUCAAGUGAAGUUAUAACACUAAGUUUGUCAUAUGUACUAAGAGCUAUGUGGGCCUGAUCAUCCUUCUUAGGAGGUACAUAAGUAGCCUUUGGGUGCGGUCAAAGAUAGGUAAAUUUUUCUGCAGUUGGAAACACAAUUGAGUUUUGAGUUAUUGUUCUUUGGUAAUAUUAUAUUAUUAUUUAAAUGAUGCGACUUACUGGUAUGCUCGUUUAUUUAUUUUCAUGUCUUUUAUAUGCUUAACGUUUGAGUUGAUUGUUUGAUUUAUUAGAAUGACUUUAUCUAUGUUAUAUUUACUUAGAAAUUUUCAAAGGUUACAUAAAUUAUGUACAUAUGAGGAAAUUCUAGCUAAAAGAACGAAUACUCUAUACUAGCGUACCUUAUUACUUUGUCCUAGUAUCUUAAUAUAUAAAUUGAUUUUGUUGAUGCCAUUUUAUUUAUUUAUUUAUUUAUUUGUCAUUUGAGAAAGAAUUUUGUUUAUUGAAAGUACUUGUAGUUAGUCAAUUGUUUCGAGGAAACUCUGAUGGUUUGGUUUCAGGUUACAUAUGUUCUAAAUUUGAAGGACUGUUGUGUCACAUUACCAUCUUCGAACCCAGUUGCAAGACCCUUCUUUUAUCACUUAUCAUGGCUUCUACUUCUUCAACCCGUCCCAGCUAUGAUGUUUUUAUUAGCUAUAGAGGCAAAGAUAUUCGAGAUGGUUUUGUCUCUCAUCUCUUUAAUGCUUUCCAGCAAAAAAAAAAUCAAUACCUUCUUGGAUGAAAACCUUUGUAAAGGAGAAGAGAUCUCACCAGCUCUCUUGGCAGCAAUUGAAGAAUCAUAUGUCUCAGUGGUGAUUUUCUCUGAUAAUUAUGCCGAUUCCUUAUGAUCCGACCGAUGUUCAAGAGCUGACUGGGAAUUUUGGGAAGGCAUUGACUAUUGCUAAGCAUGGAGAAGAACUCAAAGGUUGUUUAGACAGGGUGGAACAAUGGCGCCAUGCUUUGAUGGAAAUAAGCAUUAUAACAGAAUGGGAUUCACGGAAUUUCAAGUCUGAAUUCAAACUAGUUGUGAAAAUAGUUAAUGAUGUUUGGGAGAAAUUAGGUUGCUUCUCUUCAAGUGAUUCUCCCAUUGACAACUUAGUUGGACUUGAGUCACCUGUAAUGAAAGCGGAAUCCUUAUUAAGUAUUGAAUCAACGGAUAAUAAAAGAGUCAUAGGAAUUUGGGGUAUGGGAGGUAUUGGCAAGACAACUAUUGCCAAUGAAGUAUAUAGUUGAAUUAUGACUAAAUUUGAUAGUUACUGUUUUGUUGAUAAUGUCAAAGAGCAGAUGAGAAAACGAACAGCAAUUGCUUUACGAGAUAAAAUCAUUGAGCAAUUGUUAGGAGAAAAAAAUUUACGUAUAAACACACCUCAGUUACCUGCUUUCAUUAAGAGAAGACUUUGUAGUAAAAAGGUUGUCAUUGUUUUUGAUGAUGUGGAUGAUCCAAACCUUUUAAAUCUUUUAGCAGGAGAUUGUGAUUUGUAUCAUAAUGGAAGUAGAAUCAUUGUAACUAGCAGAGAUAGGCAUCUGCUUAGAAGUGUUUGUGAUGAGGAUUAUAUAUACGAGGUUGAAAAAUUAAUUGAUGAUGAAGCUCUUUGUCUCUUUA
This is a messenger RNA of Hevea brasiliensis (rubber tree), 3319 nucleotides long. RefSeq names its product disease resistance-like protein DSC2. Gene Ontology annotation, molecular function: ADP binding. The transcript has 3 exons. Gene Ontology annotation, biological process: defense response; signal transduction. The record is from RefSeq and is a predicted model, not a curated record. NCBI's taxonomy places the organism in Eukaryota, Viridiplantae, Streptophyta, Magnoliopsida, Malpighiales, Euphorbiaceae. The coding region runs from base 2548 to 2949 and encodes 133 amino acids.